GGAACGCCGUUGGGCUUCUAUAAACGACAGAGCUAUUGAUACAAGCAGAAUAGGAAACGGCGAUGAAGAAGAACGGGACACUGAUCGUGGCGGUUAACUUGAUGUGUUUGGUCAUGGUUCACUGUACGCCGGAAACCCCGUCGUACACGGUGGUCCACUCCGACUCCGAUUUCGAGAUCAGACUCUACCGGAGCUCCGUCUGGAUGUCCGCUCCCGCCGUUGACAUAAUCUCCUUCGAGAAAGCCACCUGGAAUGGCUUCCACAGAUUGUUCCAGUUCACACAAGGUGCCAACCUCAAUUUCUCUCGGAUUCCGAUGACUAUUCCAAUUUUGACAACCCUGGUCGCCGGAGCUGGACCCUUACAAUCGCAAGGAUACUAUGUGAGUCUCUACUUGCCGGUUAAUUUUCAGGCCGUGCCGCCGCUUCCGCUGCCGGAACUCGAUAUCGAGCCGUAUGAGUUCAGCUCUCACUGUGUUGCAGUGAGGAAGUUCAAUGGAUUUGCUAAGGAUGAGAGGGUUGUUAAAGAGGCGAAAAGGCUUGCUAACAGUUUGAGUAAUUCUCCAUGGGCUCAUUCGAUUUCGUCGGAAAGCUUAGGGGGUUACUCGAUUGCGCAGUACAAACCGCCGCUACGGAUUGGUAAGCGGAGGAAUGAGGUUUGGGUUGAUAUUGAUGCUCCUGAAUUGGGGUGUGGGGUGGGUGGUGUUGCAGUGUAUUGAAGUUGGAUUGGCUGGAUGUACAGGUUCAUGUAAAAUGUUCAAGGAGCAGGACUAGUACUACUCCUUUCCCAAUUGAUCUAUUGUGUAUAUUAUUAUGUGACUGUUCUGUAACAUAUUGACUUGUGUGUAUAAUAACUUGGUUUGCAUUUUUCA
Molecule: messenger RNA, 869 nt
Organism: Lotus japonicus
Lineage: Eukaryota; Viridiplantae; Streptophyta; Magnoliopsida; Fabales; Fabaceae
Exons: 2
Coding region: 63-716 (217 amino acids)
Source: RefSeq, a predicted model, not a curated record